Molecule: messenger RNA, 1332 nt
Organism: Phytophthora infestans T30-4
Lineage: Eukaryota; Oomycota; Peronosporomycetes; Peronosporales; Peronosporaceae
Product: chromodomain protein, putative
Exons: 4
Coding region: 1-1332 (443 amino acids)
Biological process (GO): negative regulation of transcription by RNA polymerase II; chromatin organization
Cellular component (GO): pericentric heterochromatin
Molecular function (GO): chromatin binding
Source: RefSeq, a predicted model, not a curated record
AUGCCGGACGACAUUGAGCGCAUCAUGGACCGCAAGCUCAUCAAGCAGCGCGUGCACUACUACGUGGUCUGGAAGGGCUUUGGACAGGAGAACAACACCUGGGAGAGCCGCAUCGACUUAAUGGCUGAUGGCUACUCGGAUAUCAUCAAGCGCUUUGAAGACCAACGCAAGAAGGAGUCCGGCAGCUCGACGCCUCGCGGUCGUAGCCCCAGCCGCUCGACGCGCAGAAGUAAGAGUCCUGGCCGCUCCAGGAGUCGUCGUAGUCGCUCGCGUAGUGCCUCGGUGACACGCUCUCGCAGUCGCAGCUCCUCGGUGAGCCGGAAGCUGCCAGUGGACAACAACGAGGAAGAGAAGAAGGAGAAGAAGGAGAAGAAGCACAAGGAGAGUCCUACGAAGUCGUCUCCAGCUCCACAGCGACGCAGAAGUCCUCGCUACAAAGAGAACAACAAUGAAACCAACGUGAAGGAGACGCCCAGACGCCGAUCUACUCGGCAUCAGACCCAGGAGACGUCAUCCUCGACACUUUUCGUGUCUCGUCUGGACGAAGAAGACGACUCGGUGCUGCUGCGGUCGACUAUUGCAGCUCUAGCUCCGCAGGUGCGAGAGAUGACUCCUCCUGCCUCGUCAACUGCGGAGACGGGUGUGCACAAGAAGCCGGUGACGUUGUCGUACGAGGAGGAAGAGGAAUCUGUGCUAUUGAAGCCGCAACGCACCAAGCAGACCACGACGUCAGAGGCCAGCGCUACGGUUAACCACGUUCACGAGCACGCAAGCCCUGCACAGAACAACGGCUUGAUUGCUAAGGCAGUGGAGAACGGCUACCUUGCGUCGGUCUUGAGUGUUGUGGCUGUGAUGGGCUCACUAGUGGCGAGCCAGAUGCUACCGCGUGAGGCGGAGGAGUCCGAGUUGUGGCGGAGAUGGCUGGUUUUCCUGACUCCUGUAGUAGCGUUGCUGCUCUUCUUCCACCAGAAGGAUGCUCGUGCUUCGGCCAAGUGGGUGGCCACUGGUCUGGCGUGGCGCGCUGCCGCAGAGCUUUUGCUGCUGAUCAGUGACACGCCUCGUGAGUUCGAGAUGAUGGUCGCUAUCUCGGUCGCUCUGGCCAACGUGUCGCUGCUCAUUGCCGUCGUGUCUAUUCUUCGCAAUGGAGAGCACAACCAGUCCAAGUCCACGCUUGCGCUUCUGACGGUGGGCAUCUUGACCCUCUUCCUAUCCGACAGCUGGGUGAUCUCGACGGAGAACUCGGAACUGGAGUCGCGUGUCGUCCUCAUGUCUAUGGCCGUUGUAAGUGUUUUCAUUCAAACUCUCGUCUCAGAUGACGAAUUGGACGACUAA